AUGAGCGAGGCGGAUCUCGACAAAUACCGCGUCUCGCGACUCGUGCCGCUCAUGCCCGACUUCUACGUGGGCGACCCGGUGGCGCUGGAGAAGUACGUCGACGGCGCGCGAAAGAUGCAGGGGAUGGUCGGCGCAUUCACGUCCGCCUUCAAAAAAGUAGAUAGGCGAGCCGUUGUCGAUCUGUUUAGAGUGCAUAGAAAAGCAUGUAAAGCUAAAAAGCAAUCCCCCGAACCCCGUAAGAUACCGCCAGCGGCCAGCGCCGCACCGCCAGAGUCCGCCGGCGUGACACGGCGUGUCGUCUUUGAGGGACGGCGUAACUUUUAG
Messenger RNA from Emiliania huxleyi CCMP1516, 324 nucleotides. RefSeq lists its product as hypothetical. The transcript has 2 exons. The record is from RefSeq and is a predicted model, not a curated record. NCBI's taxonomy places the organism in Eukaryota, Haptophyta, Isochrysidales, Noelaerhabdaceae. Bases 1 to 324 code for a protein of 107 amino acids.